UUCGGAGGAGGCCCCUCCAGCCACUCAGAACUUCAUCAUUCCCAAAAAGGAGAUUCACACAGUUCCAGACAUGGGGAAAUGGAAGCGUUCCCAGGCCUACGCUGACUACAUUGGAUUCAUCCUGACCCUCAACGAAGGCGUGAAAGGGAAGAAGCUGACCGUCACGCACAGAGUCUCUGAGGCCAUUGAGAAGCUGGUCGCUCUUCUCAACACCCUGGACAGGUGGAUUGACGAGACUCCUCCAGUGGACCAGCCCUCGCGAUUUGGAAACAAGGCCUAUAGGACCUGGUAUGCCAAACUCGACCAGGAAGCGGAAAACUUGGUGGCCACGGUGGUCCCCCCCCACCUGGCAGCUGCUGUGCCUGAGGUGGCCGUUUACCUAAAGGAGUCAGUGGGGAAUGCCACGCGCAUCGACUACGGCACAGGGCACGAGGCAGCCUUUGCUGCUUUCCUCUGCUGUCUCUGCAAGAUUGGGGUGCUCCGGGUGGAUGACCAGAUUGCUAUUGUCUUCAAGGUGUUCAACCGGUACCUGGAAGUGAUGCGGAAGCUCCAGAAGACAUACCGGAUGGAGCCGGCAGGCAGCCAGGGUGUGUGGGGCCUGGACGACUUCCAGUUCCUGCCCUUUAUCUGGGGCAGUUCCCAGCUGAUAGAUGAAGACUGGUCCGUUCGCGGAACACUCCAACCAGCUGUGGAACAUCAGCGCUGUCCCCUCCUGGUCCAAAGUGAACCAGGGUCUCGUCCGCAUGUACAAGGCCGAGUGCCUGGAGAAGUUCCCGGUGAUCCAGCACUUCAAGUUCGGGAGCUUGCUGCCCAUCCAUCCUGUCACCUCAGGCUAAGAGGCCCGCUCAAGCCACCGCCGCCCGCUGUUCCUGUGCUCACCCUCCCCCUGUUCUUUCUGUUUGAUGGGAGGCUGCUUACUAGGGUGGGCUGGGGGUGGAGGGAGCUGGGGCAGAGGGAGGGGAGGCCCAAGCAGGGGAAGUGACCAGAGUGUGGCCCGUGUCCUAGCCUUCCUGUGGUGGACGGUGAGCAGCGACGGGCUGUACUUGGGCCUGGGCGCCUCUCCUGGCCUGGCCUCUCCUCCCCUCGCUGCUGUCCAGCGUGGCCCGAACCCAGGGCUGCCCUGCCUCCGUCGCCCCUUCCGCAGCCGGGCCGGCUCGUGCUGGCCCUCUGGCUUCAAGCUAGCGGGUCGGGCAGGUGGUUGCCCUGGCCACC
Molecule: messenger RNA, 1212 nt
Organism: Carlito syrichta (Philippine tarsier)
Lineage: Eukaryota; Metazoa; Chordata; Mammalia; Primates; Tarsiidae
Gene: PTPA
Product: protein phosphatase 2 phosphatase activator
Exons: 8
Coding region: 71-982 (303 amino acids)
Biological process (GO): mitotic spindle organization
Cellular component (GO): cytoplasm; nucleus; protein phosphatase type 2A complex
Molecular function (GO): peptidyl-prolyl cis-trans isomerase activity; protein tyrosine phosphatase activator activity
Source: RefSeq, a predicted model, not a curated record